Messenger RNA from Spinacia oleracea (spinach), 598 nucleotides. RefSeq lists its product as uncharacterized. The transcript has a single exon. The record is from RefSeq and is a predicted model, not a curated record. Gene Ontology annotation, molecular function: protein dimerization activity. The coding region runs from base 1 to 492 and encodes 163 amino acids. NCBI's taxonomy places the organism in Eukaryota, Viridiplantae, Streptophyta, Magnoliopsida, Caryophyllales, Amaranthaceae.
AUGAAGUGCUUUCGUAGAUUAUUUGCACUUAAUGAUGAUGUUGGUAAAGUGAUGGAAGAAUAUGCUCAAUUCUCUAUGAAGAGUGGACCUUUUGAGGAUUUAACUUGUAUCUCAAGGAUGCAUUCUAUGGAUCCUAAGAGUUGGUGGGCAAACUUUGGAGCUCAAACUCCUCUCCUCCAAUCUUUGGCAUUUAAAGUGCUUGGGCAACCUACUUCAUCAUCUUUUAGUGAACGAAAUUGGAGUACAUAUGCCUUCAUUCACUCACUUAGGAGGAACAAGCUAAAUCCAAGUCGUGCCCAAGAUUUGGUUUUCAUUCACAACAAUCUUCGCCUUUUAUCAAGGAAUUCCGAAGAAUAUGCGGAGCUUUAUACAAAGAUGUGGGAUGUUGGUGGAGAUGCAUUUGAUUCCUUGGAGGAUGUUGGGUUUCUAGAGUUUGCGGAACUCUCACUAGAUGAGCCGGAUUUAGAAAAUGUGUUGCUCGUUGAAGAUUGAUGUGCUUUGUCUAAGUUUUAUCUACUAUAAGACAUUAAAUUUAGUUAUUGUGUUUUUGUUAUUUUGAACUUUGAACUAUUUAUUGUGUUUUUGGUAUUUUGAACUA